AGCUGGUGCUGAGUUACAUGAGUCGGGAUUCAGUCGGUGACUCGAUGGGACACAACAGAGAUUAACAAUAUCAUCCUGAUCGGUCUGUUGCGUUUCGUUGUUUGGUUCUGGUUCGAGUGACUUCAAAAGGAAGGAAAUCGGGGUCACUCCAUUCAUCAUACCUCAGUGAUCAAAAAAUUCACUCAUCAUUAAGCGCUAUGUACCGUACCCUCGUUUUUUUAUCCAUCAUCAGUGGUGUUUUUUCCAUUGAUUGCAACGAGCACGAUCAGAAUGAGACUGAGGGGAUGCAACUGGGAAUCGUCAUUUCACCGAUCAUGUCACCCCAGAUGAUCCGGGAAAUUGCAAUUUACUGGAAAAAUGAUAAACUCAGAAAUGGAGAUGUCAUUGGACUCUACGAAGUCCAUCCAGGUGCACCUGAUCUACUUGUCUUCGAAUUUCAACCGGAUGUCACUCAUGGCUUCAAAAAGACUGGUGUUAGUGCGGAUUUCCUUCCAACUGCCAAUCUCACCUUCAGGGAAUCUUGUUUAAAGUACUACGUGACUUUCGGUAGAAAUAACACGAUAAUAAAAGCGAAUUGUUUAUCAACGCAUCCAACGUGGAUGUCCCAGAGGAAAUCGUCACUCGGGAAAUUGCGAAUGCGAGAAAUAUUUCUGCCUGGAACUCACGACUCCGCGGCUUAUGCCAAACAUCAGGGUUCUCGAAUAGAACUCAUUGUUGAUAAAUACACAAUUACGCAGGACGAGGAUGUACUGGCGCAAUUAAUCUACGGUGCCAGAUACCUGGACAUUCGAGUUGGUCGAUACCCCAAUCAUCAGCAUGAGUUUUGGGGGAAUCACGGACCCUUCCGGAUCGUUCCCCUGCAGGUGGUGAUCGAUGCAGUCAAGACAUUUCUCAACAAUACCGACGAAAUCGUUAUUUUCGAUGUGCAAGAGUUCCCUGUCGGAUUUAAAAGCCUGGCAGCGCACAAUCAAUUAGUGGACUACCUCGAGUCUCAAUUCUCCGACUACUUAAUGGCACGACCCGCGGAUGUCUGGAAAACGAGUUUAGAGGAGAUCUGGGCAUCCCAGAGAAGACUAAUAAUUGGAUACGACUACAAUAACAUCGUCUCCAUGAGAAAGAGUGUCUGGCCUCAAGUUGGUCAGCAGUGGGGUAAUGUCCGUACGAUUGGUGCUCUCUACAAGCACUUGAACAAGAUUGAGAGACUGGCAUCCGAGGACACACUCACGACAAACCCUCAAUCACAGCCUCGAGCAGCAAUGGCCCAGUUAACACCGACAACCUUCGACGUAAUCUUCGACCGACUCGGUGGUCUUCGUAAAAUGGCUGAGAACGUUGAUAUCAAUGUGACAGAGUGGUACAAUGAAGAAUGGCAGCACACUGCCAAUGUCGUUGCUGUUGAUUUCAUCAAGGCCACGGGAAUCAUCGAAACAGCCAUCGAAUGGAACGACAAACGUGCGGCUGGAUGCUAAAAUUAAUACCUCAAUCCAGAGCAGACGAAUCCAAAAUUCAUAAAAAAUUCCCUGAAUAUCUUCAACACAAUUUCAAUUCUCCAAUUACAAUUCAAUUUCGAUUUUGCGUUAUUCUUCCGCAAAAGACUGGAACUCGAUUUUUUGCUCGGCAAUAUUCUGUUACCACACUGGUAUGGGAUCAUUGAUAAGAACCACCGAUUUUUCCACGAUAUCACAGUGAUAUAUCGAUUCUCCUGCAUCGCGAUCAUACCAUCCGGCCGGAUGCUAAUAUAAUGGGGAAUAAUCCUCCCAAGGUUGUGUGUUUUCACGAUUAUUAUCGAGUUCAGAGUGUCGUUAGCUGGUUUACUACGGGAUUCAAUAAAGAAGGUGAUUCAGUCUGCCUGCAGGUGUCCAGCAA
This is a messenger RNA of Fopius arisanus, 1866 nucleotides long. RefSeq names its product PI-PLC X domain-containing protein 1-like. The transcript is spliced from 7 exons. Gene Ontology annotation, biological process: lipid metabolic process. Gene Ontology annotation, molecular function: phosphoric diester hydrolase activity. Bases 198 to 1469 code for a protein of 423 amino acids. The record is from RefSeq and is a predicted model, not a curated record. NCBI's taxonomy places the organism in Eukaryota, Metazoa, Arthropoda, Insecta, Hymenoptera, Braconidae.